AUGAUCAAAAAUAGAGGUUCAUCAUCUAAUAAAACAACCAAUCCAUUCGCUCUUUAAAUGUAAGACGAAGCAAAAAAAAUGGUAAGAAUAACUAUAUCCUUAGGCAGAUAAGUUAGCCAAACUUAAACAAAAUUUGAAUUCAUAAAAAAUGGAACGAUCAUAAAUAAGCAAAUAAUCAGGAGAUAUGACAGAAAGCUCUAGAUGGCAAAAUAAUACUACUAAUAAUAAUCAAAGUAAAUUCAACUAUUAAUCAAGUACUUAAGGAUAGACCUCCUUCAAAUAAGUCAGAACCUAUUGAAUCAUUUUUGAAAUCAAUCAAAUUAGAUACUUAUGUCUAAAAAUUUAAAGAAAAUGGAUUUGAAGAGUUAGAUAUACUUUUUGAUAUUUAAAAAGAAUAACUAUAACAAAUGGAAAUACCAUUAGGACAUUAAAUUCGAUUAAUGAAAAAAAUUAGAGAACUUAAAUAAACUACAGAAGUAAACGAAAUAGAUAUUCAAAGUGAAUCUAAAUAUGACUAAUUAGAAGGUAUAAUAAUUCAAUUAAACUAGAACCAUAAAUUGAUUUAAGUUUCACUAAACCCAUCAAAAGAUCUAAUCUGCAAAAAGAAAGAAAAUCAAGUGCUAAGAAAGUCACAUUUCAAUAAAAUGAUAAAAAAGAUGAUUAUUCAAGCAUCCAAUAAUCUUUACAUUCAUCAUAUCUCUUAAAUUAACUAGAAGACAUUUCUAAUUAUUUACAUGAAAAUCAUAUUGGAGAAUAAUCAGAUAUAAGCAUACAAUUCAAUUCAGAAUAAAAUUAAUAAGAUAACAAUAAUUUUAGUUCAAUAUCGGUCUCUAAAUAAAAACCUUAUGAUGAAAAGAAUGUCGCCAAUUUAAGAAUUAAAAAGGUUGCUUGUUGGAAUUGCUUUAAACUACUUGUCAAAGAUUAUCUUCUAAUAGAUAGUAACGAAUUUUGCAAUCAAGAAUGUUAUCGAAAAUAUAACCAUUUAUAUCUUGUAAGCAUUUAAUUUUAUUUAAGACUUAAUGCGUAGGUUGUAAUCAAUAAUUUGAUAUUAGAAAUGGAAUAAUACUCAAUGGAUGUAGUUUUUGUAAUCAGUAGUGUUCUUAGAAAUAUGAUUUCUAAAUUAUGAAGGAUAAUAAUGAGGAAAUUCAAAAAUAAUUCUUAAAUUUCAAAGGCAAAGAGUAAUAAGAGCGAUUCGAAAUUUAAAAUGGAGAUGUUGAUUUAAAUUUUGAUUGA
Paramecium sonneborni is the source of this 1233-nucleotide messenger RNA. Lineage: Eukaryota; Ciliophora; Oligohymenophorea; Peniculida; Parameciidae. The record is from the annotation of a GenBank genome assembly.